UUUACCUACUGCAGAUAUGUUCACAUGCUUUAUUUAAAAAAUAAGAAAAAAGAACCAUUUUGAUGUGGAAAGAAUAACAGAAAUGAAAAUUUGAAAAAGAAAAAGGAUAAAAACAGAAUAACCGCAAAGAUAUGAAGGCGUUGGCGCGGCAUCAUCUAAACACAAAUACAGAGGUCCCCCAUACAGCGCAGUAACUUCAACUCUUCUCUUUCCUUGAGAGUUGAGUCACGCAACUUUUCCCUCCUCCGCUCUCCUCUCAUAUCUUUUUCAAGCAAACUCAAAACGGCCAACUGUUUCUUCAACCAACGCCAUUGAUGAAGAUCAUCAAUUUCACCAUCAAUUUUAAUUUUCCAGCUACUCUGUUCCUUGCGGUUACUCUUCUCUUUGCUUGUUCCGAAGCUCUCAAGCAAGGACAGAGCUGCAUCGCCAAUGGCAACUGUGAUUCAGGGCUACAUUGCGAGACUUGCAUCGCAAAUGCCAAUGUCCGUCCCCGUUGUACUCGAAUUCAGCCUGUCAAUCCUCUUUCUAAGGUGAAAGGAUUGCCGUUUAAUCGGUACUCAUGGUUGACAACGCACAAUUCUUUUGCCAAACUGAAAACGAAGUCCGGGACAGGAAGUGUAAUAUUAGCUCCACUGAACCAGCAGGACUCCAUAACCGAACAGCUAAAUAAUGGUGUUAGAGGUUUAAUGCUUGAUAUGUAUGACUUCAACAAUGACAUCUGGCUAUGUCACUCAUAUGGAGGGAAAUGCUACAACUAUACAGCUUUUCAACCUGCAAUCAAUGUCUUGAGGGAGAUAGGAGUGUUUCUUGAAGCAAACCCUUCUGAUAUUGUUACAGUCAUAAUUGAGGACUAUGUUAGAUCUCCCAAUGGCCUAACAAAGGUGUUUGAUGCGGCUGGGCUUAGAAAAUUCUGGUUUCCAGUUUCUAGGAUGCCUAAAAAUGGUGGAGAAUGGCCAACUGUAGAUGAUAUGGUCCAGCGCAAUCAGCGAUUGGUUGUCUUCACAUCUAAGUCUGCCAAAGAACCUUCAGAAGGCAUUGCUUAUGAGUGGAGAUACUUGGUAGAAAACCAAUAUGGAAAUGGUGGCAUGAAACCUGGUUCUUGUCCAAAUCGCGCAGAAUCAUCUGCUAUGGACAAUAAGACUAAGUCCUUAGUCCUUAUGAACUACUUUCCUGAUGCCCCAGAUUUUGCUCAAGCUUGCAAGCAUAAUUCAGCCCCACUUAUUGACAUGAUGAACACAUGCCAUGAAGCUGCUGGUAAGAGGUGGCCUAACUUCAUUUCUGUUGAUUUUUACAAGAGAAGUGAUGGAGGUGGAGCCCCUGAAGCUGUAGACGUGGCAAAUGGACAUUUAGUCUGCGGAUGUACAAACAUUGCCUCUUGCAAGGAGCACAUGACUUAUGGGAUAUGUGAGCUGCCUGAACCAAGCAUUUCUCCAAUAACACCAGCUGCUGCAGCUAAAAAUGAAACGAGCUUUUCAAAUAUCAAUUGCCAACCAAAGCUGCAAUGGUUGUUGGGGACAGCAUUAAUGUCUUUUUUCUUGUUGUAAAAAAUUGGAGCUAAGGAGUUUGGAUGGUGUGUGAUCAGUCGUCACUAUACUUUGUAUCUUUCCUGUGGUAAGGCGGCGGAUGUCAAGUGUUAACGUGAAGUUAGUUUAGCUUAUGCCAUGGGUAUUUGGACAUGAAUAGAACAGGUUGGUGAAAUUCUCUACUUUUAACUGACUGGUGCUUCAGUUUGUUUCGAUUUGUCAUUGCGAAAAUGCAGGACAUCGAAAAUGAUUCUACACUGGGGACCAAAUAAGAACGAGAGGUAGAAUGGGAGUCUAAUCACAACCUUUUGCAUACGCUGGGGACCAAUUUGACAACUCAAUUAAACCAUAUAAGAUAGGGCUUGAUUUGACGUCAAGAAAAGCAAUGUUAUAGGAUGAGAUUUUGCUGUUCACUUGUCUACUGCAGACAAUAUGUCCUUAUACAACGUUGUCCUAUUGAAAUGAUGUAUAUAUUAGGACAUCAUACGCAGAUAGAUUAAUAUCAUCUCCUAUCAGAUCAUCAAGCCUAGCAUAAGUUGCAGAGAGAAUAAGAUUAAAACUUAAAUAUGAAUAGCCAUUUCAAUGUCGAAAAUCUUAUCCAUCCUUUUCAUAAAAUAAACUGUCAAACUGGUCCCGAAGUCAUGGGAUGUGUUGUUAUUUUAUACCAAUCAGUCCAAUUUAUUCCAAAUC
Molecule: messenger RNA, 2213 nt
Organism: Nicotiana attenuata
Lineage: Eukaryota; Viridiplantae; Streptophyta; Magnoliopsida; Solanales; Solanaceae
Product: PI-PLC X domain-containing protein At5g67130-like
Exons: 10
Coding region: 315-1544 (409 amino acids)
Biological process (GO): lipid metabolic process
Molecular function (GO): phosphoric diester hydrolase activity
Source: RefSeq, a predicted model, not a curated record